Messenger RNA from Prunus avium (sweet cherry), 1469 nucleotides. RefSeq names its product ribose-phosphate pyrophosphokinase 1. NCBI's taxonomy places the organism in Eukaryota, Viridiplantae, Streptophyta, Magnoliopsida, Rosales, Rosaceae. The record is from RefSeq and is a predicted model, not a curated record. Gene Ontology annotation, biological process: 5-phosphoribose 1-diphosphate biosynthetic process; purine nucleotide biosynthetic process. Gene Ontology annotation, cellular component: cytoplasm; ribose phosphate diphosphokinase complex. Gene Ontology annotation, molecular function: magnesium ion binding; ribose phosphate diphosphokinase activity.
UGCAAAUGCCGUGGAAAAAACAGAGACCCCCGCCAUAGAUAAAGAGCCACACUGCUCUCUCUCAGAGCAUCCCCCAAAGCACACGAAGGCACUCUCCCUCUUCUCUGUCCAAGACCCUAACCCUAACCCUAACCCUAAUUUUUAUACCGGUAAAGGUAUGGCGGCCUCACUCAUUAUGCCGACGUCUUCUUCGUCGUCGUCGUCAAUGGCGUCGUCUUUUUCGUCUCUCUUCUCUCGCUGCUCUGUCAGCCAUAAAACUCUGCUCCCCAACGACUCCGGCUCUCGAAUCUACGCUCCUAAUAGCGUCAAAUGUGAUAUGGCUGAGCCAAUUAAAUACGGAAAUGGGAAGCCAAUCAUUCCUAUUGUUAACGAACGGACGCUGCCCAAGUUCUUGGAAUCAGCACGCUUGGAGAAGUCAGUUAACAGAAGUAGUCCUAGGAUCAAACUGUUUUCUGGCACAGCAAAUCCUGCACUCUCUCAGGAAAUUGCUUGGUACAUGGGAUUGGAGCUUGGGAAGAUCAACAUAAAGCGCUUUGCAGAUGGUGAAGUUUACGUCCAAUUGGGAGAGAGUGUUAGAGGAUGUGAUGUAUUCUUACUGCAGCCAACUUGCCCUCCUGUGAAUGAGAACUUCAUGGAGCUACAGAUAGUAAUUGAUGCUUGUCGGAGGGCAUCGGCCAAAAAUAUUACUGCAGUAAUUCCAUAUUUCGGAUAUUCCAGAGCUGAUAGAAAGACUCAAGGGCGUGAGUCCAUUGCAGCCAAGCUGGCUGCAAACCUCAUCACUGUAGCAGGUGCAGACCGUGUUCUUGCUUGUGACAUUCACUCUGGGCAGUCAAUAGGUUACUUUGAUAUACCAGUAGAUCAUGUAUAUUGCGAGCAUGUGAUCCUUGAUUAUCUUGCCAGCAAGACAAUUUGUUCUGAUGAUUUGGUAGUGGUGUCCCCUGAUGUUGGGGGAGUUGCAAGAGCACGUGCUUUUGCAAAAAAAUUAUCUGAUGCACCUUUAGCCAUUGUAGACAAAAGACGUCAAGGACACAAUGUUGCUGAGGUGAUGAACCUGAUUGGUGAUGUAAAAGGAAAAGUUGCAGUUAUGGUGGAUGAUAUGAUCGACACUGCUGGGACAAUUUCAAAAGGUGCAGCUCUAUUGCAUCAAGAAGGGGCAAGGGAAGUCUAUGCAUGCUGUACUCAUGCUGUGUUUAGCCCUCCUGCAAUUGAAAGGUUGUCAAAUGGCCUGUUUCAAGAGGUGAUUGUAACGAACACAAUUCCUGUUGCGGAGAAGAAUUACUUUCCCCAGUUGACUGUGCUUUCAGUAGCAAACCUGUUGGGUGAAACUAUUUGGCGUGUUCAUGAUGAUUCUUCUGUGAGUAGCAUAUUUCAGUGAAACCAGAUAAGGGUGAUAGGCAAUGCCAAUCGCUUCCUUCAAAAUCUAUAGCACAUUGAUUUCCCCAUCCAAUCUUCCAUUUUUAUUGGUUCUC